AUGAAGUACAAGUACCGUACCUACGUAAAUUACCUUUAUUUUAUUUUUCAGGCUACAGAUGAAAUGGAACAGCCUGAUUUACCUCAAGCCUUAAAAUUGUUAAAUGAAAUGAAUAUGAAUGUGCAGCAAGUUUCACAGUUAGUAGAUAAUAUGUUGUUACGCGUUAAAACCGGUGAAAUUUCGACUGAUAAGGGUCUAAGUUUUCUAGAAAUGAAAUAUCAAAUGCUUCUUAGUUAUUUAAUUAAUUUAACGUACAUAGUGUUAAGGAAAUGCUCUGGAGAGAAGAUUGAAUCAGACCCUUCUAUAGACAGACUUGUUGAAAUACGAACUGUACUGGAAAAAAUUCGUCCAAUAGAUUCUAAAUUGAAGUAUCAAAUCGACAAACUUGUGAAAACAGCAGUUGUCGGGACUUCAGAGGAUGAUCCUCAGUCAUAUCAUGCUAAUCCAGCUAACUUGGUAAGUAAAAUCGAGAAUAGUGAUGAAGACAGUAGUAAUGAAUCAGAUAAUGGUGUCAAAAAGGAGAAGAGUGGAAGGUCAAAUGUAUAUGUACCUCCUAAAUUGGCAGCAGUACAUUUCGAUGAUAGCAUAUCUCGUACUGACAGUGAAAAGAAGAGCAAGGAAAGAGCUAAGAAACAGUUCCUCAAUUCUAAUGUGAUGAGGGAGCUUCGUGAAGAAUAUUCAGAAGCACCUUUAGAAGUGACAACAGGAAAUCAUGUGAAGCAUUCUAUAUCUAAGUAUGAACAGGAGAAAACAGAAUAUGAAGAAAAUUAUUUAACUCGUUUACCAGUUACCAAGGCAGAAAAGAAUAGAAGGAAAAAGUUAACAACUGUUGGGAUGUUAGCAGAUGAAAUAACUGGGAGCCGCAGUACAGCUCAUAAACACAAACUAAAAUCAAAGAAAGGUAAAGGGUUUAAAAGACGGCGCACUCACUGAUCUCUUUACUAGACCUUUGUAUAAUAGUUUUUAUUCUUGUCAAGUAAAGCAUUACAUUGAUAUAUGUUCAGGAAAAAAACAAAUUCACAUGAUAACAUAUAAGAACGUGGGUUCUUAUUAAUUUUCAUUAGAGCUGGUAAUUCGGACACUAUAAAAAAGAUUAAAAAAGGAAUCAAA
Melitaea cinxia (Glanville fritillary) is the source of this 1110-nucleotide messenger RNA. RefSeq names its product neuroguidin. NCBI's taxonomy places the organism in Eukaryota, Metazoa, Arthropoda, Insecta, Lepidoptera, Nymphalidae. The transcript has 2 exons. Gene Ontology annotation, cellular component: small-subunit processome; nucleolus. Bases 1 to 933 code for a protein of 310 amino acids. The record is from RefSeq and is a predicted model, not a curated record. Gene Ontology annotation, biological process: maturation of SSU-rRNA from tricistronic rRNA transcript (SSU-rRNA, 5.8S rRNA, LSU-rRNA).